UCCGCAAUUGCCCGGGGAGACGCAAGCCUAUCAUUUUGCCCAUAUUCGGCCUCAAUUAAAACGUGGGAGUUUUAUCAGAACCAAGAUAAUGGGGUCUGACUGUUAUGAUGAAGCACUUAUACAUAUACUGCAGUCAGAAGGAAAAAUAAUUCCAUUUCUGGAUGUCAUCUUUGGAUUCCUACAUAGAUGUACCGACUUCUACCACGAGCACGACCGUCCAUCGGCGGUGGGGUUCCCGACGGGCGUCGCCGAACAGCUGGUGGUCACCACCUUCCGCAAGUGGCAGACCAUCCACCGGAGAUCGGCCGGUCCUGUGCCGCCCGCCGUGGCCGAGGAGGAGGUGGUGACCUCAUCACCACGCGACCCGCCCGUCCGGAAGACCGAGUCUGGACCUCCAGCCACCGCCGCCGCCGCCGCCCCGGCCACCGCGGUGACAACACGAGCGUCUGAACAGGUGGCAGCGCGGCCGACCCGGACGCCCGACAGCGCGUCCGACUGUCACAACGGUGCCGUGAGGGACGGCUACUCGUGGUCACAGACGAUCGGCGACGUGACGGUGCGCGUGCCCGUGCCGCCGGCCACCCGCCGCGCCCGCCAGGUGUCUGUGGACCUGGCCGCUGACCGGGUGGCGGUGCGGCUGGCGGAGGGGGACGUGCUGCUGGACGGCCGGCUACACCGCCCCAUCCAGGCGCCGGAGUCCACCUGGAGCCUGCUGCCCGGCGACAGUGUCCAGCUGAGUCUGGAGAAGACGCGGGAGUGCUGGUGGGCCGCCCUGCUGGAGACGGAGCCGCACAUUGACCUCAGACAGAUCGAGGCGGUGAAGCCGUGGGAGGACCUCAGCGAGGAGGAGCAGAUGAAGAUCGACGAGCUGCGGGCGCGCGAGGCGGCCAAGAGGGACGCCGCCGGCGGCCAGGCCGCCGUCACCGCCGGCGGCAAGGACGUGUCGGCGCUGCUGCGCGAGGCCUGGCACGCCGAGGGCUCGCCGUUCCAGGGCCGGCCGUACGACCCGGACUCUGUGCAGGUCCUGCCGGGCGGCCAGACCGGCACCUAGGCCGGCCGCCACCGUCAGCCGCCGUCAGCCGCCAAUACCGCCGAACGGGAACGGCCGGCCGGGAUCGGGCACGUCACGCGAGGUGGUGUUGAAGGUCGCGAUGGUGUUCGGUGUAAUCUACCUUGUCCAAAAUCGAAGUCGUGCGUGUCAAUAGGAUCGGCUGUGUUCAUCCUCAUCGUUUUCCGGCGCAUUCGAAGCGGGUGGGCUGUGGAGUGUUCGUGCUGUUGCCAUUUCUUGGAUUGGAUACAACACACGCGUCGCCGGCAUUGCUCCCUUGUCGCAGGUUGAAUAUAUACUGUGGAGAAGCGUGUAACCAUUAGGAAGCAUCCAGGUCAUUUAACGAAAGGACCGCUAACCGAACAUGCAGAAAACCACAAGUCGUAAACUCCGAAUGCGCACCGUUGACUCCGCAUUUACCUGUUGUGAUUUGCGAAAUACGCUGAGUUUGAGGCGCUUGUGAUACAACGUAAUCCCGUUGAAAUGUGAAACCAUCUGUUGAUAAAAAGUGUUUUGCUGAACAGCGCCCGUGCGGGAGCAGUUGCGCAGAGCAUCUCCCGAUGUCAAAUGUACGCCAGUGCAAUCUGCCGUGACGCUAUGAGGGGACGAUAUCGAAGUGCCGAGCCCGGUUGAUGCUGCCAUAGAUCCAGCUCGACACGCGCACAAACCCCGUAACCACAUCGGCCUCUAAACUGCGGUCUUCCCGUGGAAGCGACGCAUUAGCAUAGCAGUAAGUCGGAAAACAAACCUGGGGAAGUACUUCCGCGUUAUGACCACCGUUCGGCUGAUGUAAGCCGGUUUUGGUGUAACAAAACUCCAAUGCGUCGCGUAAAACAUGAACUAAAAC
Molecule: messenger RNA, 1895 nt
Organism: Pollicipes pollicipes
Lineage: Eukaryota; Metazoa; Arthropoda; Thecostraca; Pollicipedomorpha; Pollicipedidae
Product: nudC domain-containing protein 3
Exons: 9
Coding region: 89-1051 (320 amino acids)
Biological process (GO): protein folding
Cellular component (GO): cytoplasm
Source: RefSeq, a predicted model, not a curated record